UUUAAAUAGUAAAAUGAGGUUUGGGUGGGUGCUGAUAAUAGUCUCUCCACAAAUAGUGAUCAGGAGGGCCCCUUUCCAAGCUCUUGCCUAUUCUCCACAAGCAACGGCUGGCCUUACAUUUAUAUACUUAUUUCAUGCAGCCUUUAAGUGACUAGAAUAUGCUGGAAAUGCUGGUUUGAUGGAGUAAUGCACAAAAACAGUUUGCUGCGUAAAAAUAAUGUUGAUUUCAUUUAAAAGUAAGUCAAUGUUAAAGUGCGCAAAUGUUUUUUCCGCCAAGUCAGGCAUAGAGGAGUGAAUGAUGGAGGAAUGAUGGAGUGCAAUACCAUCAUUAGACACAAGGUGGCGACAACCUUCCCCUUAUCGAGAAGCUCUAUAAAUGGCUGGCAUUCCACACACUGCACAUUCCAUAUGCAUUCCAUGAAGUUGGUGACUGGGAUGACUUGUUGCCCGAGGAGAUUCACGUCAUAAACAAAGCUGCAUGUACACCUGAGCAUUGAUUCUCCAGAGUUUUUCUUUUCCUCUAUAUGCAAGAUAUAGUAAACAAUUACUUGUUUAAUAUUUUGUAAGAGAUGUAUCAGAAACAAGAAGACUCCAGAUCCUCGGUGUAAAGCUGUGGGACUUUGGGAUAAGCUACCCAGCCAUGGGGAUGAAACCUGGUUUCAUUCAAGAAACAGCUGGGCGAGAUUCUUGCUUCAAUUCACUACUAUCAGACAGGAUUGAGGGGACGAACUGCCAUCUCCCAUUUGUAAAUGUUUUCAUAUGCUUAUGAAAGUAGAAAGAACAAAAACACUGUAACAGCUGAGGCUGAUCUCUUGUUGCUCAUUUUCUCCUCAGCUUCUCCUGUGGCUCAGGAGUCCUUUUCCGUGUCCUUUUUCUCCUCACUCAAACCCCUUCAGAUAUCUUCAUGCUGUGUAGUACAUUCGAUUAUCAUGUGGCUCAGCAGCAAUGAGGCCACUCUGUUGUUACAAAUAGGAAGGAUAUGAAAUCUUUCUUUGUAAAGGGAAGUUAGUAUCAGGGAACUGCACAGAAAACAACUUUCAAAUUUUACCAGCAAUGAAGCUCCUUGCAAUCAUGGCCGUUCUGUCAGGUGCUCAUUCAAUAAUAGUGCUGAAUUCCAAGGACGUGACUGGCUGGGUUCAUGGCACAGUGACAGUCCAGUGUUCUUAUAGCACCGAAAAUCAACUCAGCAACCAGGUGAAAUACUGGUGUAAAGGACACAAUCUUCUCACUUGUACUAUUUUGGUGAGGACUGAUGACUCUACGACUCAUGACAGGAUUUCCAUCAGUGAUAAUAAGACAGAAGCAAUGGUGUCCAUCACCAUGAAAGAUCUCCAGGAAAGGGAUGAAGGGGAUUACUGGUGUGGGGUGUCCUUACCUGGACCAGAUGAUGCAGAACAAGUUCACAUCAAGGUCAACAGAAGAAAAGAUUCAGGGGCGAAUGAAUCAUCAGAAGAAACAGAAAAAAACACAACUGACCCCAGAGAGACGACGCCUGUGAGCAGUGGGAUUGCAGUGUGGUCUGUUGUCCGCUGGCUCCUGUUCUGUAUGAUGCUGGCUGGCCCAGUGACUGUCACCUGCUGGCAGACUGGCACCAGGCGCACCUGCCCUCCUGCUGCACACACCUGAACACCUGUACCUGAACACAGCCCACACCUGGAAACACGGGACCAUGCUGCCUCAGCUCAGCUUUACACUGGGACUGAAUUCACUCCCAGGACCUGCACACAGCUCAGUGUCUGUUCAAACUGCCUCUCCCUCGUCCUCACUGACUCAACAGCACAGGCCCAGGAGCGAGGCACUGAGAAACAAGAUGCAAUUCUGUCUUUCUAGUGAUUUUCAUCAUCUUUUGUACAGCCUGUGGUAUUUUUAUAUGUCCAUUCUAUGAACCUUAAUUAAUGUCACGUAUUUGCAAAAAAAUUCUGGCUUUGUGAAGAAACUUAAAUCUUAUUUUGAAACUUGUUUAUGUUAUAUAUUAAAAUAAAAAAGUUGCCUAGAG
This is a messenger RNA of Lepisosteus oculatus (spotted gar), 1996 nucleotides long. Lineage: Eukaryota; Metazoa; Chordata; Actinopteri; Semionotiformes; Lepisosteidae. The record is from RefSeq and is a predicted model, not a curated record.